CAAUUACACAAGGAGUCUCGGUUACCGAGCAAAGCAGAACGUGCUACCUUUCUCUCUCCCUGUGUGUUUUUUCCUCUAUCUUCUUCCCAUUUGUUGGUCAACCUUUGUUCAUUUUUCUCUCUUCUAAGUCUUCCCUUCUUUGGUUCAGAGGACUUUGAGCCCCUUAGAAGUCUUGUUGUCCAACUAUCCAUCUUCUUCAGUUUCUUUUUUCUGCUUUGUCUUGAAGCCUCUUCCCAGAGUCUGUUACUCAAGAUUUGCUUCUGGUUCAUUCUCUCAAGCUGCUGUUGAGUUCAUCUUCACUCUUGACUCAGAGGGUGACCCUGUAUGUAAUAUUUAUUCUUCUUUUCCUCUUGAUAUCUUUCCCCUGUUAAUUAACUCAUAAAAGUACAAACCUUUUGUCCUCGCGCCUCAAUAUACUUGAUGGGUCAUCCCCAGAUGAAAAUUCUUCUCAAUUAUUGCUUCUGGGAAUCUGAGAUUCGUUGCUUGACUUGCAAGUGACUUUGGUGUUGUGGUUGGGGGAAACAGUGCCCUUAUUCAAUUUUGCUUGUUUGAGCUUAAUUUAAUAGAUUAUGUUGGUUUGUUUGUUUAGCUUUUUAAUUGAGAUGGGUACUUAAUGGGGUUCAAUUUUUUAUUUUGCUUCUAAACCAAGUCAAGCAGUCCUUUGACUCAAUUGGAAUCUUGUGUAUUUGGGGUCAUGGAUAACUCAAAUGACUCAUCAUCAUCCUUGAGUUUUGUAUCAUCUCACCUUUCAAAUGGUUCUAGUAAUCACAACGUGUCCUCCUCCACCAGCAAUGAACAUGGGGCAAAUAUUGAGAUUUUGAGUCUGAGUAAGCUCAGUGGAAGUCUUGAGAAGCUAUUGAUUGAUGCUGAGUAUGAUUAUAGUGAUGCCGAGAUUCUUGUUGAAGACAUCUCUGUGGGUAUUCAUCGCGGUAUAUUGGCUUCACGUAGUCCAUUUUUUCAUGAGCUUUUUAAGAAAGGAACUGAUGAAUCAGGGAAGGAAGGGAAGCCAAGGUAUCUCAUGUCAGAUUUGGUGCCCUAUGGCAGAGUUGGACAUGAAGCUUUCCAAGUAUUCUUGUACUAUUUGUACACUGGAAGGCUAAAGGCUUCACCAACAGAAGUCACAACAUGUGUUGAUGAAACAUGUAUCCAUGAUGCAUGUCGCCCUGCUAUCAAUUAUGCUUUGGAGCUCAUGUACGCUUCUGCCACUUUUCAGAUGAAAGAACUGGUUUUACUUUUUCAGCGGCAUCUCCUAAAUUUUGUUGAGAAGGCUCUUGUGGAAGAUGUCAUUCCUAUUCUUAUGGCUGCCUUCAACUGCCAACUGGACCAGCUUCUCUCUCGUUGCAUUCAGAGAGUUGCAAGGUCUGACUUUGACAAUACAUCUUUGGAGAAAGAGCUCCCUCAUGAAGUUGUGACUGAAAUCAAAUCACUCAGACCUCAAUCUCAGCCAGAAUCCACACCUGAUGCAAUGGAAGUGGUGCCUUUGAGUGAUAAGAGUGUCAAAAGAAUCCACAAGGCAUUGGACUCUGAUGAUGUUGAACUAUUGAAGCUUCUUCUAAGUGAGUCUAGUGUCACUCUAGAUGAUGCCUUUGCCCUGCACUAUGCAUGUGCCUAUAGUGAUUCUAAGGUUGUUCAAGAAGUUCUUGGUCUAGGCUUGGCUGAUAUUCUCCUUAGAAACUCCAGAGGAUACACAGUUCUUCAUGUGGCUGCGAGGCGAAAGGAUCCGUCCAUCUUGGUAGCACUACUUAAAAGAGGGGCUUGUGCAUCAGAUACCACUCCAGAUGGACAAACUGCUCUUGCAAUUUGUCAGAGGCUGACAAGGCGCAAAGAUUAUCAUCAGAAAACAGAGAAGGGUAAGGAAUCUAACAAGGACAGGCUUUGUGUUGAUGUGCUGGAGAGGGAGAUGAGAAGAAGUUCAAGGGUUGUGAAUUUGUCUGUUUCAUCACAGUUAACAGCUGAUGAUUUGCACAUGAGACUGGAUUACCUUGAAGAUAGAGUUACAUUUGCUAGGCUGUUUUUCCCUGCUGAGGCUAGGGUAGCCAUUGAGAAUGCUGAGGCAGAUUCCUCACCUCUGUACGCAAGCUCAUCACCUGUGAAUAAAGGCUUUAAUGGAACUCUAAAAGAAGUGGAUCUAAAUGAAUCUCCCUCCGCUCGAACCAGAAAACUUCAGUUAAGAUUGCAUGCCCUUAUGAAAACAGUUGAGAAUGGGAGGCGCUUCUUUCCCCUUUGCUCUGAGGUGCUUGAUAAGUUUCUAGAAGACGAUAUGCCAGAUGUUUUCUUCCUAGAGAAGGGGUCUGAAGAAGAGCAGAGAAUCAAGAAAGCACGCUUCAUGGAACUUAAAGAUGAUGUGCAGAAAGCCUUUCACCAGGACAUGGCUAAAAAUAAUCAUUCCGCUUUUUCAUCUUCACUCUCUUCCUCAUCAUCCUCUACUCGUAGGGAAGCUCUUAACCACAGAGUCAGGAAAAGGUCAAGUGCAUCUUCUUCUACAGUGCAACUACAAGCUCUGCCAUAAUACCAUAUUUUCCCAAUAAUAUCAUACCUUACGUUUUUCUUUUAACUUUUAAUCAUGACGGAGGAUUUUACUAGCUUUAUUUAAUUGCUUUUAGUUGUUGGACCAUAAGAAACACAUGAGACUGAAAGGAAGUCCUAGUGUAUAGGUUGUGAUGGAAUUGCAAAUUAUUGACUUGUGUGAUGAUUACUUUCAAAAUUAUCUAUAUCCCUGUAAAAUCUAAUUAUUAAUCAUUACUUUCAUAAUA
Molecule: messenger RNA, 2753 nt
Organism: Cajanus cajan (pigeon pea)
Lineage: Eukaryota; Viridiplantae; Streptophyta; Magnoliopsida; Fabales; Fabaceae
Product: BTB/POZ domain and ankyrin repeat-containing protein NPR1
Biological process (GO): systemic acquired resistance, salicylic acid mediated signaling pathway; regulation of jasmonic acid mediated signaling pathway; defense response to bacterium
Cellular component (GO): nucleus
Molecular function (GO): protein binding
Source: RefSeq, a predicted model, not a curated record